AUGGAAACAAGCAAUAUUGCACAAAUAUUAUAUGCAACAGUAGAUCCAAAUAUAGAUAUUCGAUCUGAAGCAGAAUCAAAGUUAAAGCAAGCAAAAGAAACGAAUUUUGUUCAGUAUAUAAAUCAAUUAUCUAACGAAUUUUGUAAAGGACAGAAUGAUCCAUACUUAAGGCAAAUUGCAGGGUUAUUAAUAAAAAAUGCAUUUACAGCUAAAGAUAAUUAUGAAAGUGAAGAAAAAGCUAGAUCAUGGGAUAAUUUUCCUGAAGAUAUAAAAAAUGAAUUAAAAAAUUCAUUAUUACUUUUAUUAAGUCAACAAGGGGAAAAAGUAGUUAUCGGUACUGCUUGUCAAAUAAUAUCUAUUAUAACUAAAAUAGAAUUAUCACAUAAUAAAUCGUCCGAAUUAUUACAUAAACUAGUAAAUAAUAUUAUUGAAAAAAAUGCAUAUACAAAAAAAUCCUCAACUGUGUGUUUAGCUUAUUUAACUGAAGAUAUUGCAGAUAUAUGCAAUGAAAGUAAAACAAAAUAUGUGUUUACACAACCAGAUUUAGAUUUAAUAUUAACAGCUAUCAUAAAUUCUCUAUGUGAACCAGCUGAAGAAUCAAUACAUUGCGCAAAUAUGAAAGUAUUAUAUAACUUAAUGUCUUUUAUAGACCAAAAUUUUAAAACUCAAGUAGAAAGAGAUAUAAUAAUGAAAACAGUAAUAGAUGGAUGUAAAGAUAAUGAAAGAGCAACCGUGCAAAUAGCAGCAUAUGAAUGUUUAAUAAAUAUUGUUAGUUAUUUUUAUUCUUACUUAGAUGCAUAUAUGUAUGCUAUAGGACCAUUAACAUGGGUAGCUAUUGAAUCAGACAAUGAACGAAUAGCUAUAAGUGCCAUAGAAUUUUGGAAUACUGUAUGUGAAGAAGAAACAUUUAUAGAUCAAUAUGAACUACAAGAAGGGAAAAAAAAUCAUAAUAUAGUAAAACAAGCAAUGGUAUUUUUAUUGCCAAAAAUAUUUAAUGCAAUGAUAACACAAGAGAGUGAAGAUAUAGAUAUUGAUGCAUGGACUUUAUCCAUGGCUUCAGCUACUUUUCUUUCCUUAAGUGCACAAUUAUUAAAAAAUGAUAUAGUUGAACCAGUUAUAUCUUUCGUAGAAGAAAAUUUUAUACAUGAAGACUGGAGAAGAAGAGAUGCAGCUGUAUUAGCAUAUGGUUCAAUAAUGGAAGGACCAGAUACUGAAAAAUUGAAACCUUUAGUAGAAGAAUCAGUUGGUCAAUUGUCAGAAGUAUUGAGAGAUCCAUCUGUUUCUGUUCGUGAUACUGCUGCUUGGACUAUUGGAAAAAUUACUACAUAUCAUUCUGAAAUAAUUUAUAAUGUGUUAGGUAAUUAUAAUGAUAGCAAUUCCUUGUAUGGGAUAUUAUUAGAAAGAUUAAAUGACUACCCUAGAGUAGCAGCUAAUGUUUGUUGGGUUUUCAAUCAAUUAGCAGUUAAUAAAAGGAGUUCAUAUAAUAAACUAACAAAUAGUUAUGGGACAGCAUUAGAUGAUUCUUUUUGUGUAUUAUGUAAAAAAUUGAUAGAUGUUACAUCAAGGGAAGAUGCAGAUACAAGAAAUUUAAGAGAAGCAGCUUUUAAUGCACUAAAUGUAGUUAUUUUAAAUGUUUCUGAUAAUUGUUUUAAAUUUAUGAUUGAAUUAUUAUCCCAUAUGAUGUAUUUAUUAACAAAUACUUAUCUUAAUGCAUUAACAGAAGAAGUGAAAUCAUUACAAGGGUAUUAUUGUGGUACUAUGCAAUUUAUAAUUAAUCGGUUAGGUAAUCAAUGUAAACCAUUUCUUAAACCAAUAUAUUUGUGUAUAUUUAGAUUAUUUGAAAUUAGAACAGAUAUAUGUGAAGAUGCUUUAUUAGCAUGUAGUGCUAUUAUAAAUGUAAUGGCAGAAGACUUUAGAGAACACCUUAAAACUUUUCUAAAUGUUAUAUUUAAAGGAUUAAGAAAUGUGUCUGAAACAUCGACAUGUAAAAUAUGUAUAGAAAUGAUAUCAGAUAUUUGUAUACCUUGGACAUCUGAAUAUGAAAAAGAGAUGGAAUUAAUUCUAGAAUGUUUAUGGGAUGCAUUAAAAACAAUAGGUGUACAUGAUUCUAUAAAAAUUAGUAUAUUAACAGUGUUAGGAGAUAUUGCUACAGCACUGAAUAGAAAUUUCUCUAGGUAUCUAAAUUUUUUUGCUAACAUAUUAUCAGAAACAUCAAAGAUUACUAUAAGUUCUGGACCACCAGAAAAUGAUGAUUGGAUUAAUUAUGUUUUCGAGUUAAGAGAUGCUAUCUUACUAACUUACAGUAAUAUUAUUUAUGCACUAAUUGAUGGUAAUGAAGUAGUAAAACUCAAGGUAUAUAUACCUAAUAUUUUAGACCUAAUUGAAUUAAUUCUAAUAAAAGAGAUAAAUCAUUUUAAUGCACAAAAUUUCCAGAAUGCCGUAUCUCUUUUGGGGGAUCUGGUGCAUGCGUAUGGGUAUGAAUUAAUUGAAAAUUCUAAACUAACUGAUUUAAUUAUAUCUGUUUAUGGGAAAAUUGAUAUCUUGUCUAGCCAAGGAGAUGAAAAAUGUGAAUCUUGUGUUUCCAAAAUUAAGUGGCUCAAGAGCAUAUGCAAUGCGAGGUUGGGCCAAAAAUGA
This is a messenger RNA of Plasmodium malariae, 2634 nucleotides long. Its product is annotated as importin beta, putative. Lineage: Eukaryota; Apicomplexa; Aconoidasida; Haemosporida; Plasmodiidae. Gene Ontology annotation, cellular component: cytoplasm; nucleus. Gene Ontology annotation, biological process: protein import into nucleus. The transcript has a single exon. Bases 1 to 2634 code for a protein of 877 amino acids. The record is from RefSeq and is a predicted model, not a curated record. Gene Ontology annotation, molecular function: small GTPase binding; nuclear import signal receptor activity.